Messenger RNA from Sardina pilchardus (European sardine), 1691 nucleotides. It is a transcript of the gene maip1, whose product is annotated as matrix AAA peptidase interacting protein 1. The record is from RefSeq and is a predicted model, not a curated record. The transcript has 5 exons. Gene Ontology annotation, biological process: protein insertion into mitochondrial inner membrane from matrix. Gene Ontology annotation, molecular function: ribosome binding. Gene Ontology annotation, cellular component: mitochondrial inner membrane. NCBI's taxonomy places the organism in Eukaryota, Metazoa, Chordata, Actinopteri, Clupeiformes, Clupeidae. Bases 39 to 785 code for a protein of 248 amino acids.
AGUUCAAUCGUAGGACAUGUGAAGCCCCGAAGAAGUGAAUGAUGGCGCUACCCGUUUUGAGAUGUUGUAGCUGUAAUGUUAGCAGGCAACCCUUGGUUCUAACUCGUCUCUUUAAACCUAACUGCCUGGUACUUAACCAAAUAAAUGUCACACGGACUAUCCCUCUGGCAUCGGUUGUAUCUACGGUCCGAAAUUAUAGCUCGGACCGCGGCGGGCAAAAACAAAACCAGAAGGUGGUUGUAGUUGGUAUUCCUAACCCUUUCAUAUGGUUCCGAACACGAAUAUAUUACUUUUUGAUCAGGACAUAUUUUGAUAAGGAGUUCAAUAUCGAGGAUUUCACUGAAGGUGCAAAACAGGCGUUUUCCCAUGUGUCCAGUCUCCUGUCCAAGUGUCAGUUUGAGGCUCUCGAAGGACUUGUCGCAAAAGACUUAGUAGGUAAGCUUCAGGAGAAAUGUGAACAUCUUCCUGUAAGCCACAAGAGGGCCCUCUCAGCAGAUCCAGAUGACAUUAUGUACACCACUCCUGGCGAUGUCGGGAUUUACUAUGAUGACAAUGGGCGGAAAUUUGUGAGUAUUCUUAUGCGUUUCUGGUACUUAACAAGUGCCAGACUACCUGAGGAGACCAUGGAGGGGGCACGAAUCUUCCAGGUAUCCAUUGGUGCAGAGGGUGAGACCGAGACCAAGCGCCUUCUCUCAGCCAAUUAUGAGUUCCAGAGGGAAUUUACCCAGGGAGUGGUACCCGACUGGAUCAUCACCCGAAUAGAACACUCCAAGCUGCUCGACUGAAGUUCAGAAAGUAAAAAAGAUUGAGGGUAGACAGGGGCUCUCUCCCUUUCUUUACUUUUUGUUGUUUGCACUUUUGAAUAUGAAAUGCCCUGAAGUUCAGGGUCCCUUACUGAGCAACGCUGGAAGAACUGCAACAUGAGUUUUCCAGUCCACACACGUUGAAAUCCGAGAUGACCAUACCUCACUUGGAACAACUGCAAGGGAUUUUGUUGCCUAGCCAAGCUCACUGGGAAAAGUUGCCUUUGUUAUGUUUGUACCAUUGUAACUUCACUAGUGUUUGACUUUGGUUAAAGUCUUCGGAUAACACCCAACAUACAAGAGUAAGAAGGUCAGAGAGAGGGAAAACAUACAGUCCAUGUAUAUGAGAUUUGACUGCUAGUCUUAGUCUUCGGUCAGCUGUGGUUUGUUUUUGUUUAUGUCUCUAUAUUGGGUCCAGCUGAGAGAAUGGCCUGGCACAGGCACAGGUGGUUUAGGAUGUUUUUGUGGUUGUCUCAAAUGUAUUUUCAUUCCCUGCAUAAUCUAUACAUUUAUUUACAUAUUUCAAUCAGUAUGCAGAGAGCUACUGUGUGUCUUCUGUCCUUGUAUGGUUUGCCACAAUUAAAAGCUCUAAGUUGUGGAAACCUCUCGGAAGAAUCUGAAAGCUCUGUCAAGUGAUGGGCCUCGUUCACACACAAUGUGAAACUAGUCCAAUUUUAUUUUGAGCCGAGUAUUUGUAUUUUUUAUGUGCUGUUGUGUGAUGUCAUCUGAAUGUUUUUAUGAGAUCAUACCACACAGUGUGUCAGGUGAUGUGUGAGAUGAGAUGAGAUGACCCAUGUAGCACCUGAGAUUUGAGUGUUUGUGGCAGCUUGACACAGCUGAACUUUGACUGCUGAAAGAAUUCAUAAUAAAAUACAAUUUAAACCUUAA